Molecule: messenger RNA, 1665 nt
Organism: Coccomyxa subellipsoidea C-169
Lineage: Eukaryota; Viridiplantae; Chlorophyta; Trebouxiophyceae; Coccomyxaceae
Product: CBS-domain-containing protein
Exons: 10
Coding region: 110-1261 (383 amino acids)
Source: RefSeq, a predicted model, not a curated record
AUCAAAAAUCCCCAUCAGGAGGCUAGACAUUGAGGGUCAUUUGACAGGAUCUGUCGCGAUCUACCAGAAUCAUAAGAACCAGAAGGGUUCGAAUGGCCUGAUCAGCAAUAUGGGGGAAAAGGAAUUUGAUUGUCAGCUCAGGAAGCUGACAACAGGCACUAAAUUGAGCACUCUUCUUCGAGAGCGGCCUCUCGUGGUGCUCAAACAAGAAACAACUGUCGAGCUUACCUUGCAGACCCUCGCAGGGCGAAAGAUACUCUCAGCGCCAGUUGUUGGACCUCCUGAAGGCGUAGAUCCGUCGACAUUCACAACCAACACAGCAGGCCAAGACGUUGUCUGCUUUGUGGACAUCAGAGACAUCUUGGUGUCCUUCCUGAAAGAGCUUGAUGAUGACAUUGUCCACAAUGCAAAGAUGCUCAAACGCAUGCAAGUCCUGGAGGAGAAGGGCACUGACUUUGCCACACGACCCCUGCGGUCCCUGCCAGUCAUAGGUGGUGAUGGUACCUUCUUCCAAAACCGCGCAGCUGCAAUGACCCUGCAUGAGCUCAUCCAUGACACCUUCCUAUACCCAAAGGAGACCAAGGCUAUCUUUGGGGGCUCCAAAACGCAGAGAGUGGUGCACCGGGCGGCUCUGUUUGACAAGGAGGGCAAGAUCACCCAUAUCAUCAGCCAGUCAGACAUCGCCAGCUUCCUGUACGAGCACAGGGACCUCCUGGGGGACCUGGGGAACAAGACAGCGAAGGAGCUGGGCUGGGCCAAGCUGAAUGUCAUCACAGUGAAGGCAGACACGGCCGCGCUAGAGGCGCUGGCGCUGAUGGCUGACAAGGACAUUGCAGGAGUGGGUGUUGUCAGCGAUGAAGGGGCCCUUAUCGGCAACUUCAGCUUCUCAGACCUCAGGGCGCUGUGUGCUGAGCAUUUCAGCUCGAUGGCGCUGCCAGUGGCUGAGUUUCUGGCGCUGGAGCAUGGCACAGAGUACUGGGGAGCGGCCGCCGGUGUCAAGCAGACAUCAGACGCAGAGCCUGGAUCACCAGCAGCCAGAUUUGCACACAACGGGGAGCUGAGGCAGAGGUCGCCCUCUGUGGGCCACAAGGUCGGACAGGCCUUGGUGCUUGCCACACCCAAUGACACAUUUGCGGAGAUCCUGGAGAAGCUGGUGACAAAGCACCUGCACCGCUUGUAUGUGGUAGAUGACAUGGCGCGGCCCAUUGGCAUUGUGACCCUCACGGACAUCCUGCGGAUGGUCAUGCAACAAAGCCGGUAGAUGAUCGUCCAACAGCUGCUUUUGCUCAUUGCCAUGCUAUGCGGAGGCACGUCCCUCCUGAGAUGCAUCCAUACGGUUUUCUGUUUGUCUUUUGCUUUGGGAUGCUGAGAUUUUAAGGUGCCUAAGAAGAUGCCCAUAAGUUAGUCACAGGGCCAAAACUGUGGGGACCCCACAUGUGUCUUUUUACGUGUGAAAUGAAGACCCAUGAUCAAAUGGUGUUGGCUGAUUGGAUAUGAAGUGUAAGUUGCCCGCGUAUGUACAUAUUGUGUUGCAGCUUCUGACAUGGACAUGCCUUGAUGAAUGCGGCAUAGUGUUUUACAUGAGUGGCUGUGUUUGUGACCACGGCCUGUGCACUGGAACGUGCGCAUGACUGCCAUUGUUCGUUGUAAGGCAGUUUUGCAAGA